Molecule: messenger RNA, 3192 nt
Organism: Plasmodium yoelii
Lineage: Eukaryota; Apicomplexa; Aconoidasida; Haemosporida; Plasmodiidae
Exons: 1
Coding region: 1-3192 (1063 amino acids)
Molecular function (GO): protein phosphatase binding; protein phosphatase regulator activity
Source: RefSeq, a predicted model, not a curated record
AUGGAUUGGAAAUUUAAAAGCGAACCCUCAGUUUUCGAACUUUCAAAAUAUAUCGAAGCUCAAGAUUUAGACAGUAUAUUGAAUUAUGAAUGUUUAUUACAUGAAAUCAAAUCUGAAAAUUAUGAAUUAAUUAAUUAUUUAUCUAAAGAUGAUAAUUUAAAAAAAAUUAUAAGUUAUAUAAUUGAAGAAAAUGAUGAUAAAAAUAACUAUGAUAGAUAUUAUCGGUUUCCAUAUAAAUGCCAUCAAAUUAUUAGUUCUGAAAAUAAAAUAAUUACUGAUUCUAUAGUAUAUAAUAAUAAUAUAAUGAAAUAUUUUUGGAGUUUUAUUUUGAAUAAAAAUCAAUUAAAUGAAGUGUUGGCAGGAUAUUUUAGUCGAUGUGCAAUAGCAAUAUAUAAUAAAAAUUCUAAAGAAGUUGUAAAUUUUUUAAAAAAAAAAAAAGAAUUAUAUUUAAAAGGGUUUUUAUAUCAUUUUUAUUCUAGAAAUAUAACUGAAUUAUUUAAAGUAUUAUUAUUUGUUAAGAUACCAUAUCUAACUAUAUUUGAAAACAAAAAUAUUAUAUAUCUUAUUUUAAGCAAUUUAAAUGGAAAUUUUUCAGAUAAUAAAUAUAUAAUAUCAGAUAGAGAAGAUAAUAUAGCAUGUCUUAUAAGAGAUUUAUUUGUCAGAAAAACCGAAAUAUAUUAUUUUAAUUAUUUUAUAAUUGAUUUAUCAUCACAAAUUUCAUUUUUAUAUCUAAUUAAAUGUGUUUUUUCAGAAUGUACUUACACUGUUUCAGCUGCUAUAACUAUUAUAUCAGAUUUGUUACAUUAUACGGUUCUCGCAAAAUCAUAUAAUCAAAUUGAUUUUUAUGAAUGUUUAGAUAUAUAUAAUAAAGAAGAAGAAGCUAAAAAAAACGAAGAAUUAAAAGAAUUGGAAAUUUUACAAAAAAAAAAAGAAACAAAAAAAAAAAAAAAAAAAAAAAAAAAAAGAAAAUCAAUUAAAUUAUUAGAGGGAAAUAUAUUUGUUUCGAAAACACAUCUAACUUCUAAUCAAGGUUAUCAAACUAUUGGUGAAGAUAAUUUAUUUUUACAAAAUUCUAACAUAGAUACAAAUUCUGAUUUUCCAACUAUUGAAACUGUACAAAAUGAAGAUGAAGAAAAUGAAGAAAAAUAUGAAAAAGUUAAACGUGAAAUUGAAAAAAUAGAAAUCGAACAACGUGAUGAUAUAAAUAAAGAUACACAAUUAAAUCAUAUUAGUAAAAAAAUAAAAGAAGAAAAAAAUAUACAAACACAAAUAACAUCUAAUGAAGAUGCAAAUGAAAAUUUAACUACAUCAAACUUUUCUAAUCAAAAUAUAUUAACAGAUGAUUUGGAAAAUUCUAAUCAUUUAAUAUAUACAGACCAAAUAAAUACUGAUAUAAAAAUUGGGAAAAAUAUUAAUUUCAUUGAUAAUCUUGAUAAUAAUCAAAAUAUAAAUUAUAAUGAUUUAAAAAAUGAGAGAUAUAAUAGUGAUGGUUUUUCUUUUGCUUCAGAUUUCUCAUCAGAUUAUUCUACUAAUGAUGAUAAUAUAGAACAUUUAAAAAAAAUAAAAUUCGAUGAGGUUUUAAAUAAAAUGAAAAAUAUUGCUACACUUAAAAAAGUUUCACAAUGUCAAUCGGAAUAUAAAAUGAGUAAAGAAGCAGAAGUAGGAACAGAAGUAGGAACAGAAGCAGAAGCAGAAGCAGGAGCCUUAUCAUGGAAUUCGAUUUCUCAAAAUGAUCAAAUUUCUCAGAAAAAUCAGAAAAAUGCACAAAAUUUGCAAAGCUUGCAAAGUUUGCAGAGUGAAUCUCCUUGCUCUGGCACAACUAAUAAUGCAAACAAUAUGUAUAACGAAAUGGCUGUGGAAACAAAUAGAAUGGAAAUUAUAGGCAUUGAAACGGGGCAAGAGUAUACUCAAAAUGACCAAGCUAGCACCACCUUGCAAAACAAUUCUAAUCACGUUAAAACAACAUUUAAUAUAUUUCAAAAAGAAGAAAGAGAACCAACCAUAACUUUGGAAAAGUGGGUCGAAUAUUUAGAAAAUACUUUAUUUAUAGAUAUAUGCUUUUUAAGAUAUAUAAAAGAUAUAAUGAAUGUAUAUAUAAAAAAUAUAAAAAAAAAUAAAGAUAAAAAUAUUUUAGGAUUUACAACAUUAGAAAUUAUACAAUUAAUAAAAACAUUAAUUAAAACAAAAUCAAAAAAUAUAUUAACUGAAAUAAUUGAUGAAGGGUUUUUUGAUAUAUCUAUUGAUAUAUUUUUUAAAUUUAAAUGGAAUAAUUUAUUACAUAUAUCUGUUUGUGAUCUUUUACAAACUAUAAUAUUUAAAGAAAAUGAAUAUUCUUAUGUUUUAUAUUAUAUUUUAGCUUUAACUACAUUUCUUCCAAAAUGUUUGCGAUAUUUUGAUGUUGUAAGACGAUGUCGAAAUAUAAAAAAAAAAAAAAAAAAAAAAAAAUUAGAAGCCUUAAUAGAUUGUGGUUAUAAAGCACAUCUUCUUCAUAUUUGCCAAAUAUUGAGCAACAAAUCUUUAGAAAUUAAAUGGCUAUCAAAUUUUUUAGUUACUGUUUCAGGUUGGAAUGAUAUUAUUAUUGAAGAAUUAAACCAUUAUUCUUUAUAUUUUAAUGAUUCUAAUUAUAUUAAUGAUAAAAAAAUUGAAGAUACUAAUCAAACACAACUACUACAAAAUAAUAAUCACGAUAUUUCUCAAUCUGAUGAUUAUAACAAAAUACAAAAUUCAGAAAAUAAUAAUUUAUUAAUUCAUCCUCAAAAUAUUCAAAUCUCUAAAGAUAUUGAAAAUCCUCAAUUUUCAUCAGAAAUAUUAGACAAUUCCAUUAUCCCAAAUGACCCAAAUAGCCAAAAUGACUCAACUAGCCAAAAUGACCCAGCUAGCCAAAAUAGCCAAAAUAGCCAAAAUGAUCAGAAUUAUCAAAAUUAUCAAAAUGACCCAAAUUAUCAAAAUGAUCAAAAUUCUAGUGAUAUAAAUUUUAGCAACUAUUCGAAUGUUAUAGAUAUCCUAUUUGAUGAAAAUAAAAAUGUAUAUCCUAAAUAUGAAGACGAAUUUCAAGAUAAUAAAAAUUCUUUUAAUUUUGAAAAUUAUAAUCAAUUUGCUAGCAUUGAUAAUAAUCAGAAUAGUAACGCAAAUUUUGUGGAAAAUAAAAAUAGUUAUUUGUAUGAAGAUAACACAAAUGAACAAAAUGGUUAG